GCUGUCAGUGUGCUACGCAAACGUUAUGUCUGUGCUCCUUCAGGUGGAGAUUUUGGAUGAUAAAACCAAAGAACAGCUGUGUUUUCUGGACAAGGUUGAGUAUCACUCAACUAUUGGUGAUAUUAAAGGACUUUUUCACAGAGUGUAUCCACACUGGUAUCCAGCGAGACAAGCGCUCAAACUCCAUCCCAGAUCAGGCGAGCUCAGAGACGAUGAGCUUUUACAGAAUUUACCGGUUGGUCUGACGGCCACGCUGUAUUUCCGAGACCUCGGCCCUCGUUUCGGCUGGACCAUGGUGUUUCUGUUGGAGUAUGUAGGACCGCUCCUGAUUUACCUGCUCUUCUACUUCCGACUCCCCUACACCUACACUCAUCCACACACCCUCACUCCACCCGGCCCCGACCCUGCGGUCAGUCUGGCGUGUGUGUGUCAUUCUCUCCAUUACGUUAAGAGACUGAUGGAGACAGUGUUUGUGCAUCGUUUCACCCAUGGCACUUUGCCUCUAGGGGUCAUCAUAAGAAACUGUGUGUAUUACUGGGGUUUUGCUGCGUGGUUGGCAUAUUACAUUAAUCACCCACUUUACACUCCACCAUCAUACGGACGGCCACAGAUCGGCUGUGCGCUCGUGAUGUUCACGCUGUGUGAGGUGGGAAAUUUCUCUAUCCACUGGUCACUCAACACCUCAGGAGGAGACGGAGAUAAAUAUCGAAGUUUCCCUCAUCCCUCUAAAAACCCCUUCACUUGGCUCUUCUUCUUUGUUUCCUGUCCCAAUUAUACAUAUGAGGUUGGAGUGUGGGUGAGUUUCUCCAUCAUGACUCAGUGUGUUCCAGUCGCUGUCUUCACGCUGAUCGGAUUUGUUCAGAUGACGAUAUGGGCAAAGUGGAAGCACAAAGCCUACACCCGGGAAUUUAAGGACUACCCUACUCUCCGUAUGUCCAUCCUCCCGUUCAUCCUCUGACAGUAAAACACACGAAUCUUCUGGAUGCACCUUCUCUCAAUCCUCCCAUUAAACACCUUCCAACUCUGAUGAUGAUGAAGUAGCGUAUGAGUACUCUUCUUCCUGUUCGAAUAAAACUUUUUCUAAAACUCUCUCUUUCACUUGUUUCUGGACAACUGACACCGAAUUGAACAGAUUAGUUCAGAACAGCGCUUUUAGCAUUUGUAAACACGGUGUACUGAGAGGUUGCGUGUGUGGUGUGCCGUAUGUUUAUUUCAUUGCUGGUUGCCAUGGUUUCACUGGUAGCAUCAGGCUCGUGAGAUAUCCACACAAGCUAGCUAUAGAAUGUAUAUAAAACCAGACCUCCGACCAUAAUCUUCUCACUAACAAUGCAAUUCUGGAGGGAAAUGCUGGUGUAUAAAAUACACACUCACAACUCGUCACUGUCGUCAGAAGGAAACUAAAACAAAAUAAACACGAAUCACAAUUAGCUCGUGUCCACUAACGACACACGCAAAGGAAUACAUUUGGUAAAACUAAAUUAGUACAUUUUGGCUUCUACACCAAAAACUGACAUUGCUUUGUAGGCUCUCAGUGGCAUUUAUUACAAAUCUACAUUCCUCUAGAGCUCUGGAAUAAAUCACACACACAUACACACACACACAGAGAGAGAGAGAGAGAGAGAGAGAGAGAGAGAGAGAGAAAUAGAGAGAUCACUAAUUAGCCCCUAAAGACUGGUCUUAAUGACAGCUGAAUUCAGAUGUUAUUGACUUCCUCCCAGUGAGGACGAGUGUCGCCUCCAGCCGAAGCCUGAAGCUAAACAUCCUGUCUAACACACCCCGAGGACAUGGCCUGGAGUACAUUGAGAGAGAGAGAGAGAGAGAGAGAGAGAGAGAGAAUAAUAUUGCUGUGUGGAAAAAGCACCGUGACCUCACACAGCCACAUCACUGUCACCUUAUCUCAUAAAAUUAUUUCUCAGUUUUGUCAUUAAAAAGUGCUUUAGUGGAACACCUAUAAGCAUUUAUAAGUAGAUUUUCUAAUUGAUAUUAAAUAACAAUGUUCUCUUUGUAAUUUGUUCGUGUGCUUAAAUGAAACGUUAACUGCUUUUAAAACACUUAGAAAAAAAAAAUAAAGCAUGAGAAAUUAUGGUUUCUUUUUUUCAAUUUUAAUUUCUCUUUUCAUCCUUUUCUUUUCCUUUUUCAUCUCACUUGCUAAAAAAAUCAUAUAUAAGUAAUUUAUAUAUUGCUAACAAAGUCCAACAAAUGACUGAAUAAAUAAAUAAAUAAGUCAGCCACCUUA
Messenger RNA from Ictalurus furcatus (blue catfish), 2236 nucleotides. It is a transcript of the gene tecrl2a, whose product is annotated as trans-2,3-enoyl-CoA reductase-like 2a. The transcript is spliced from 12 exons. NCBI's taxonomy places the organism in Eukaryota, Metazoa, Chordata, Actinopteri, Siluriformes, Ictaluridae. The record is from RefSeq and is a predicted model, not a curated record. Gene Ontology annotation, biological process: very long-chain fatty acid biosynthetic process. The coding region runs from base 26 to 958 and encodes 310 amino acids. Gene Ontology annotation, molecular function: oxidoreductase activity, acting on the CH-CH group of donors.